GGCUCUGAUUCCACGAUUAAAGAAUUCCUGACGCCAAGUAUAUAAGCUGGUUCUGGAAGACAGGUGUUGUCACAGUUAGUUGUUGCGUUUGCAUCAGUGAGGAUACCCAGCUCCCAGUUCCAGCUAGAAGAUCAAAAUGAAAGUUGCAGCUUUGUUCGUUGUGCUAGCCAUGGCUAUGGCCACCGAGGCUCAUCCAUCGUGGCCAUGGGCGGGACUUCCGUGGGCCGGAGCUUGGCCUGGAGCAUGGCCCUGGGGACUGCCAGUGUAUGCCCCUGGCCCGGCGCCCGUUGUGUCAGUCGAUGCCCCUGCUGUGCCAGCCCUAGCGGCGACAUCUGUCAACGCAAACCGUGGAGCAGUUCAUGUCGCUCCACUGCCCGGACAUGCCAUCAACCAGCAACAGCUGAAUCUGGCUCCAGCUCCAGGAACCAUCUAAAUCCACCCUCCGCUCUCCUCCUACGUAAUACUCAGACGACAAGCUCUAUCGAUGCCAUUUCGCAUUAAAAUUUAUAUUCACGAGAAACUAUCAACAAGCAAAUAAACUCACUUCAUUUCAUGAUCUGAUAA
This is a messenger RNA of Toxorhynchites rutilus septentrionalis, 564 nucleotides long. Its product is annotated as adult cuticle protein 1-like. The transcript is spliced from 2 exons. The record is from RefSeq and is a predicted model, not a curated record. NCBI's taxonomy places the organism in Eukaryota, Metazoa, Arthropoda, Insecta, Diptera, Culicidae. Bases 137 to 433 code for a protein of 98 amino acids.